This is a messenger RNA of Puccinia graminis f. sp. tritici CRL 75-36-700-3, 543 nucleotides long. RefSeq lists its product as uncharacterized. The coding region runs from base 1 to 543 and encodes 180 amino acids. The record is from RefSeq and is a predicted model, not a curated record. The transcript has 2 exons. NCBI's taxonomy places the organism in Eukaryota, Fungi, Basidiomycota, Pucciniomycetes, Pucciniales, Pucciniaceae.
AUGAUAAGUCGAGGAAAUCCCCACAAAGGCAACGAUGAACAACAGCUCCCAAGCGCCCAUCAAGGUCCUACCCCGCCCACGUUUGUUGCGAUAGAGAACGGGCGAGUCGAUGAUGAACAGAGACACGACAAGGAAGAUGAAGAAGAUUCAGAAUACGAUUCUGAAACCUUGGGCGAAGACGAUACAGACGAGUCGGAUAGUGAUUCUGAAAUGGAAGAGACCUCCGAUGACGAACAAGUCGAGUCCGAGAGUAACAUUGAGAUCGAAGAAAACGGCAUGAUUGAUGAUGACGAUGAAGACGAGCUGAGCAGCGAGACUCAGAUGUCGAUUCAACAUGAACAUAACCAUGACGAGUUAGCUAGCGACGUCGAACUUGAAGAAAACAACAUGAUCACUGAUGAAGACGUCGACCCAGAGGAAAAUAACGUGUUGGACGAUGAAGAUUUUGACGGAGUGUUUACCGACGAUGAGACUAUAUCCGAAACCAGCGCCGCUUCGACCUGUACCGAGUCAAACAUGAAUGCGGCGGAUUGCGAUUAUUGA